UCUGAUUGGCUGGCAAAGCCGGUGCUCUGCAGUCGCGGCUGCUGCUGCUGCUGAGGUGGUUUCUGAGCAGCAGCCGCGAUUCAGCUGCUGAGGGGCUGGGAGCGAGAGAGGGGAGCGGCGGAGCCACCCCCGCAGUGGGGACUGUGGUGUCCCCCACCUGCUGGGGGGCUCUGCGCCCAGGGGCGCCGCUGUGGGGUUUUCUCCCCAGCCACUCCCUGACGCAGAAGCAGCAACGGAGGCAGCCGGGAAAGCGGCAGCGGCGUCCCGGUCCGCUGGAACAAAGGCGCCGUCGGACCUUCGGGCACCUGCCUUGCCCUCCGCGGAGCGAUGGCGUCGUUCAGCCUGGGAGGACUCAAUGCCUCCUCUCGGAGGAGAAGCAUCCAUUCCCGCAACGCGACCGUCGAGAGGCGGAACCUCAUCACCGUCUGCAGAAAAAGGAGGGCAAGACCUGAAUGGAAAGGAGGAGCAGGAUGAGGAUGGCAGUGAAAGAUUUUCUGUCAAGACACUGAUUGAUCGUUCUUGCUUUGAAACUAUUGAUGAUUCAUCUCCUGAAUUUAACAAUUUUGCAGCCAUUCUGGAACAAAUUCUAAGCCAUCGACUCAAAGGUCAGAUCACAUGGUUUGGCUAUGAAAGCCCUCGUAGCUUCUGGGAUUACAUCAAGGUAGCUUGCCGCAAGGUUUCACACAACUGCAUUUGUAGCAUUGAGAACAUGGAAAAUGUCAGUUCUUCAAGAGCUAAGGGAAGAGCUUGGAUUAGAGUAGCACUUAUGGAAAAACACUUAUCUGAAUAUAUUUCCACAGCUUUGAGAGACUUCAAAACAACCAGAAGAUUCUAUGAAGAUGGGGCGAUUGUUCUGGGAGAAGAAGCAAACAUGCUUGCUGGUAUGCUGUUGGGCCUCAAUGCUAUUGAUUUCAGUUUCUGCCUCAAGGGAGAGGGUCUGGAUGGCAACUAUCCAGCUGUGAUAGACUACACACCUUACCUGAAGUUCACCCAAAGUUCUGACAGCAUCAGUAGUGAUGAAGAAGAGCUAAGGACCCUGGGCAGUAGUGGCAGUGAAAGUAGUACUCCAGAUAACAUUGGUCCUCCAUUCAUCAUGGAUGAGAACAGCUGGUUCAACAAAUGCAAAAGGGUGGAACAGAAGUAUCGCCUUACACUGGAACAGAAGGGUUAUCUAGAAGAACUGGUACGACUUAGAGAGAACCAGUUAGCCGAAUCCAUUGCUCAGAAGAAAGUAUUGCGCCAGACAAUAGAAGCUAUGGAGCUUGCCCAGAAAAUGGAAAAGGAACAACUUGAGUACAUCAUUGUGGAACUGCAGGAUCAACUAACUGUGCUAAAGAAUAAUGAUUUAAGAUCAAGACAAGAAUUAACUACCCAUCUCACCAAUCAGUGGCCUUCCCCAGGAGUUCUGGAUGUUAAUGCUGUUGCCUUGGAUACGCUACUUUAUCGAAAGCAAAAUAAGCAAUGGGAUGAAAAAAGUUUUCACAGCCUGGACCAGCUCUCGGCAGAUGUUAGUCUUUCUCAGACAUCUCUGGAUCCCAGCCAUUCACAAGAUGGAGAUGGGAAAUCGCAUGGGUUAAGUUUGCUUAGUGAAGGGAAAAAAUUCUCAAUGUGAUAUUUACUAAGUGAAAAUGCUGGCAAGAGCAACUAGACUUACAGAACCAGCUGCUGCUCCUGAUGGGAAGGUGAUAAAGAAUGUUGGCUCAUGUUUUCCUGAUCUCUUGCACAACCUCUUCUUGAAGUAUUCAUAGUUACACCAGUACAGUGCUAUGGGGACAGAGAAAUGGUAUUGCAAGUGUCUACAGUCAGAAAAAUACAACAAGAAACUAAAAAACUGGAAAUGAAUUCAAGAAUCACACAUCCUACAGUCAUAUAGGGUUAGUUUUGUAGCAACUAUAGAACCACCAAUUUCCCACAAAGCAGACUAAGCACUUGUCAUGAUGUAGACUUCAUUCGUACCACAUUAUAGAUUUAAAAACAAAUCUAAUUGUAUUAUUGGCAGAUUUUCUUUAACCUCAGCCCUACUGCACUGACUGUAAUCUACAUGUUAAAAACUGUUUUGAAGCAGAGUUUGGUUCAGAAAAGGUCUGAAGGUUUUGGAUGAAGUCCAAUUUCUGAAGCUAAGCAAGCUUUGAUAAACAUUCCAAUAGAAAAGAAGAAACUGAGCUCAAUGCAUAUGACAAAUAAGCAGUUCUACUGAUGCAAAACAAAUCAUACCUGAAAAUGGCACAUCUCUAAGAACAGUGGGGCCCCAUCCUUUCCAGAGUGAAAGCCAGCCAUCUUUGGCCAUGUUACUACUAAUGCAAGCACUUAGUUGUUUGUAAGUCAACCGGCGAAACUGCAUUCUUGUUCUAAUCAUUUCAACUGGACUUAUUAUAGUUGCUGCACCCACUACAAUUGAGAGAAAAACGGCAAGAUGCUCAAACAGGUCUAGUAAUGCAACAGUUUCCCAAACAGCAUCUAUGACACAAGAUUCCACCCCCCCCCCCGUUUUGUCUACACGUGGCAUUUUUCAAUGUAGUUAAUCACUCUAUGAGAUGAGAACUGUAUUUAAUAAUAAUAAUAAUAAUAAUAAUAAUAAUAAUGAUAAUAAUAAUAAUAAUAAUAAUAAUAAUAAUAAAAAAAAAUAUAGGUAGCUGUUGGUCCAAGAGGAGCAAAGUACUACUUCAAACUUCCAUAUAAAGAAGUCAAGAUCUCAGGAAAUAUUGUUUACAAUGUAGAUUUUAAACAAGCAAAUCUAACUGUAAUGUGACUUAUACAGUAUAAAGGGAAAAUUGUGCUUAGUCUGUGAUUAAUGCUGGUUUUCUUAAAAAGAAAGCUUAUCUCUCUCUCCCCACCACCCAGAACCACAACACAGUUUGUUCCACUAAUUCCUCUGGAGCUCAUUUCCCCAAAAGUGUUAACAAAGUGUCAAAGUAUUAACAGGUUAAAUUGGCCAUUCUUGUGGAUUUGGAAUGGUGGAUUUGCAAAUUAAAUGCAUGGUGCAGAUAUAAAAUUCCCUCAUCUUUUAAUCCAAUUAAGAGAUAAGUAGCACCCUAUGUUCUUGCAUACCAGUCCUGGGAUCAUGACAUCCUGCACUCUUUCCUUGUCACCAUGCAAUUUCCCUUUUCUGUGUGAAUCAUUAUUCAGCACCCCCACCUACAUGUCCUUUCCUCUCUUAUUACCUGCAGUGACAAAUAUUAUAUGUGAUGGGGCAGAUCCAGGUUUAAACAAAUGGGCCUGGUGCUGUCAUGUGGUUUGAGCAGCUGUGUCACAAGUGUGUGUUCCCAGCUAUGAUUGGUGUGCCAGCUGCCAAUGUGUCCUGGGCAACAGAUCUUGGUACUACGAAACAUUCCUGGUUAACAUCUAAGUUGAACAACUGCAGAGUGUUUGACACAAGGCUGCCUUUGAAAAGUGUUGAGAAAGUAAAGCUAGUCCAGAACCUUGCAGCAUGACUGCAAAGUAUCUAGUGAACCAUUUCUGUGUUCAGGAUGAUGGUUAAAAAAAGCCUCUUUAGAAAGGCCUAUUACUCACAUAACAAGUUAGACAGCUUGUGAAAUUAUUGCUUUCAAAUGACUGUAGUUUUAGGCCUGAAUUGCUGAAAAUUUUUAUUUAGUUGUCUUAAUGAGUUUUUAAAAAUGUAUUAUUAUUGUAAACUACUUCAGGGGCCAUAUUCUUGGCCAGGAAAUGGGAUAUACAUGUAAACAAAACAAACUAUGGAUAGUGAUCACUUUGGCUCAGCCAUAACAUUAAUCAGUGGUCAGUACAGAAAGGGGAAGUCACUUCCAAGCUCAUGGAGUGCUCCUGAUUUCUGAACCAUGCUAGAAUAGGAAAUAAUAUGCCUGAAACAGCCCAAUGUUCUUCCCUGUUUAAAUCUAAGGAAUAAAAACUUGACUAAAUUAUAUUCCUUUUACCACCACAAAGAAUAAUUUCACAUAACAAAAGACUGUUUGUUGAGCAGCACUAUCACAAUUUAUUGUACUAUUCUUGCUGCAAUCAUAUUAAAUACAACAAACUAGAUAUUAGAGACUGUUUGACUCACAUCUGGCUAUGCCCCCUGCAAUAAGUGGAAUGUAGACAUUAUCUUCUCCUAUUUUAGAAAUGAAGGCAUCACGCAGUUGAUCAUAGCAAGUAAAAUAAAUUACUGCCGUUGGAACUGAAACUGCUCUAAAAUAAAAAUAUAAACAUUUAGUGAGUGCUGUCAGUCAUUAAGAAUUGCUCUGGUCAAUUAACUGUUUUCCUUCUAACCAAUUCAUUAACUGAAUAAAAUACUACAGUGGGCUGGUUCAAAUGUACGCUAGGAUUACACUAUUUGUGCAAUGUCUUUGGGAAAUGCAUGUUCUCUCCUCCAUUUGAACAGAGCAAUGAAUCCUGGCUUAGUCUAACCAUGGUUCCAAAAAACUCCAGUAUCUGAACCCAAUCUUGGUUUAUUUUGGAACUCUGGUUAAUAUAAGACAGGAUCACUCAACUUGGAUGUAACAAGCAAUGUGAAUCAGAAGUAGAAAGAUAUCACAUGUUUCUGAAGCAUGGAGAUAUGUGAAGCCAGGAUAUAAUCCUGGAUCUCUGUAUGUCUGAACUGCUCUAUUGUAUCAAAGCUAUUGCAGGUAUUCUUUGCAAUAAAUCUGUAGUCUCUUUAUUUA
This is a messenger RNA of Hemicordylus capensis (graceful crag lizard), 4616 nucleotides long. It is a transcript of the gene RUNDC3B, whose product is annotated as RUN domain containing 3B. Bases 356 to 1612 code for a protein of 418 amino acids. The record is from RefSeq and is a predicted model, not a curated record. Lineage: Eukaryota; Metazoa; Chordata; Lepidosauria; Squamata; Cordylidae. The transcript has 12 exons.